Boleophthalmus pectinirostris (great blue-spotted mudskipper) is the source of this 2527-nucleotide messenger RNA. It is a transcript of the gene leap2, whose product is annotated as liver-expressed antimicrobial peptide 2. The transcript is spliced from 3 exons. The record is from RefSeq and is a predicted model, not a curated record. The coding region runs from base 354 to 656 and encodes 100 amino acids. NCBI's taxonomy places the organism in Eukaryota, Metazoa, Chordata, Actinopteri, Gobiiformes, Gobiidae. Gene Ontology annotation, biological process: defense response to bacterium; antimicrobial humoral immune response mediated by antimicrobial peptide.
GGCCGCCCUUUAAAAGACCUGCUCCUCCUCCACAGCACUCAGUCUGUUCGGCCAGACAAGAGACCGAGAUCCAAACCAGAGACCAAGAUCCAGACCAGAGGCCAAGAUCAAGAUCCAGAGACCGAGAUCCAGAGCAGAGACCAGAGAAGAUCCAGAGCAAAACCAGAAACUAGAGUCUAGACCUCAAGACCCAAGAUCAGGGAGAAUCCAGAUCUGUUAUCCAAGACGAGAGCCCAAAGAGAAUCCGGACUAAGAUCAGACACACAAGACUGGGUCAAGAUCUGGACUUGUCUGAAGAAGAAGAAGUCCUAAAUUAAAAUAGGUUUUGGAGUUUUUUCUGUAGUGAAACUAAAAUGGAUCAAAAGUUGUGGAGCCUGAGGAAAGCUGCUGCUCUGCUCCUCGUCUGGACUCUGCUCAUUCAACAGAUCAGUGCUGGUCCAGUGGUGCCUGCGGGUGGCCCUGACUCCCCGGUCCCGGCUCAGUCCCAGGUCCGGACUCUGCGGAGGACGGCGCGGAUGACCCCUCUCUGGAGGAUUCUGAACAGUAAACCUUUCGGAGCGUACUGCCAGAACAACUACGAGUGCUCCACUGGACUCUGCAGGGCUGGAUUCUGUGCCACGAUGCAUCGCUCGGCAACCGUUUCUGUCACCAACUGAACCAAGUCCGGACGAGAUCCAGGUUCAGGAUCAGGAUUUGGACUUUUUCAAACGGGACUUGUGCAUACUCAAUGAUUUUUAAUUUAGUUACAGUGAAGUCAAAAUGUUGAGCUCCGUUGCCUGAUCAGCCAAUUUAAAGGGGCACUGUGUAACUUUUCAGGUGGAGAAUACGUCACCUGCUUGUCUCCGUGAAGGAAUAUUCCACAGUAUGGCUUUAAACCUUUCUAUUUAUUUAAUCACACGUUAUUUUAUUGCCAGAAAAUGCUUUUGGACUUAUUGGCUUGUCUCCAUGGUGAUUUAUAUAUUUUAACACCAUUCUGUGGAACCUUCAAGUCAAAGCAAUAACAUCUCCAUGGAAACGGGCAAAAAAGUUACACAGUGCACCUUUAAUAUGCAGAUUGUGUGACGUGUUCGGAGAAAUAGAGGGAGAUUAAGUUAAAGAUUUUGGGAUUUCUUGUAUUUUCAAAAAGGGUUAUAAGUAUAAGUAAUAAGGGUUUAACUUUUUAUACCUGAUAUUUGUUUUUUGUUUGUUUGUUUUUUUUACAUUGUGCAAAAGCUUAAACAAGUUAUCAGAUUUUGAGUUCUCAGAAAAACAACAGAACCUUGAACUUAAGCCAGUGUUCACUCAUAUCUUGGUCUGUUGAUAUAAAACUGUCCAAAAAAUACAACAAGAUCUAUUUAUAUUUUAACCAAAGUACUCUUAGUAUUCACUUUAUCACAAAGAGAUGGCUUCAGUGAAUAGAACUGGUUCAGUCCUGGUUUAGUCUUGGUUUAGUCCUCGUUUAGUCCUGUUGUAGAUUUGAUUUAGUUCUGUCGUAGUCCUGGUUUAAUUCAAGGCUGCACGCCAGAUCAGAAUUGGGACUGAACAGGACUAAAUCUGGACUAAACCAGGACUAAAUCUGGGCUAAACCAUGACUAAAUCUGGACUAAAACAGGACUAAAUUUGGACUAAAGGGUUAGACCAGGGACUACAAUGGGACUAAGCCAGAACUAUACCAGGACUAUAUCUGGACUUUAUUUAUUGAUCAGAUCUUUCGUCGUCAAUCUUUUGUCAUAUGUGGUUUAUUUAGAGGCAGGUUGUGUUCCAGUUUACAUGAAUGAACUUUUUGUUUCAGGAAUUUAAACAGGUAAACCAAGUCCAAACCAGUUUUAAACCGGGACUUAGUUAAGUCUUAAAAAACAGAACAAAAGCAGUGCUAUGACCAGACUCAAUGUAUAAAAAAAACAUUAUACUCAAAUGUAAACCUGGACUAAACAGGUCUAAACCAGGGCUAAACCAGGACUAAGCAUGGAUUUAAACCAGGUUUAAACCAAAUGUAAACCAGGCCUAAAACGGGGCUAAACCAGGAUUAUUAAACUAGGACUAAACCAAGACUAUACAUGGACAUAAACCAGGUCUAAACCAGAUCUAAACCAGGACUAAUCCAGGUCUAAACCAGGUCUAAACAUGGACUUAAACCAGGUCUAAACCAGAUCUAUACCGAGACUAAUCCAGGUCUAAACCAGGACUAAACACGUAUUUAAACCAGGGACGUAAACCAGGGGGGUAAAAUCAUGUAGAAAAGAAAUUUUUAAGAAAUCUCUUUGUUAUAUUUUGUUUUAUUUUUUAGUUCUCACAUGGAUCGGCCAAAGCUUUUCCAAUCACUUUAACAUUACCUGCUCAGACAAGAUCUUUACAUAUGAGCUCAUGUUUAGACCAGACUUUUGUUUUUGCACAUAAGAUUUAAAAUCAUUUCGGAACAUUUGUCUGGGCAGAAUUGCACUUUUUAAACUUUAAAUUAUCCUUGUACUGUGACCGGAUGUACUGUAUGUAUGAAAAGAAAUGUGGAAAAGAAAAUUGAAAUAAAAAUUUGGGGAGUUUGUUUUGUGAA